AUGGAUUCAAUACAAGCACAACAAUGUACUACAAAAAUAGCACAAGACUUGAACAAUUUAAGUGACAUCUCAUCUUCUAUUGAUUCUACCGGUAUUGUUACCUCUUCUUCCUCUAUGCUUACUCGAAUAGUCGGUUUUGUGCCUUCAGUUCUGUUUCGAAUAGCUGGUUUUACAACGAUUACUAUUCCACUCUUCUUUUAUCGGAUUCUUACUUGGUCGUUUACUUUACACCUGAACUUUUCUUCUUUGGCCAUGUUGAUUGCUUUGAUUGGUCUUGUUGGUUAUUACAUUAUCAGAUACCGCUUUUUGACAAAGUACUCUCGUCUUAAACCUGUAAAUCCUCAAAAGGCUGCUUCCUCCUUUGAUUUACAUCCCGAUUCUGGUGAAGAUUCUGGUUAUUCCAAACCCAAUAUCAAGAAUUACCCUGAUGAAUUCUUAUCGGCCUUUUUGUCUAGUAUCAAGAUAUUUGGAUACCUCGAACAACCCGUGUUUCACGAAUUAGCACGACAUUUACAAACAAAGAAAUUACUGGCAGGUGACACUUUGUUUCGAAAUCCUGAACAAGAACGUUCGUUUUAUAUCGUUGUAGAUGGACACGUGCAAAUGUUUGUGAAGCCUGAUAAUGACAACAACAACGACAACAGCGAUGAUACCUACAGCGAUAAAAAUUCUGAUGAUGAUCAUGGUGCCACAUUUACAUUAUCUGAUUCUGAAGAUUCAGGUACUAGAAAGAAACGACGGUAUGACAAAUUCAAGGAUUAUACUCUUAUCAACGAAGUAGGUCAAGGUGGUACCCUCUCUAGUCUGUUUACAAUUCUCUCGAUCUUUAGGGAAAGUUUCAACCGUACUGAACUCAAAGAAAAAACAAGACAUAAAUCCAUGCGUCAACAAAUUGCUUCAAGAUCAGGUCAACAACAAGAUUCUUCCUCUCGUCAGGGUUCUACAAGCUUACCUCCUCCAGUGCUAGAAAUGCGACGUGAUACUUCUUCUGAUGAGUGGCGCCAAGUCUUCCCCAAUUUGGAAAACCAAACAAGUGACCCAAGUUUACCAGUCUCAAGUAAUUCUUCUGUAGCAGCUCCGGAUAUUUCUCCAAAUACCAGUCGCCAACAUCGAUUAUCUUCGUUUGGCAGUAUGGGAAACAAUGGAUCACAUCGAAUCAACAAGAAUGCAUAUACUCCACCAAUGACAGCAAUUCAUCCACAAGAUGAUAUUAUCGAUACUUCUCUUGGUGCUGGUUUUGUCAAUCCACAAAUUCAUCCUCGCAAGGCAGCAUCUCAAUCAACCUCUUUUUACCGAAGACAAUAUCGAUCAGUCCAUCCCAACAUCAUUGCAAGAGCAACUGUAGAUACAACUCUAGCCGUGAUUCCUGAAGAAGCCUUCCAUAAAUUAACUCAAAAAUUCCCCAAAGCUGCUGCUCAUAUCGUUCAAGUGAUUGUGACAAGAUUCCAAAGAGUAACAUUGAUGACGAGCCAUCGAUAUCUUGGAUUGACAACUGAACUUUUACGACUCGAAAAGUUAACGAAUGACUCCGUUAGUGAACAUGGACCUUUCUGGAACUCUCCUGGUGACUUUUUUCUUCCUAGUGCUAUGGAUCGACUCCGAAAGAAAUUUGCAACUGAAAAUAAAGAUGGAGAUGUUACUAGCCCAACGACUCCGACAUCAACAACAGGAACUAGCAAAGGUAGCGGUAUCAACAGCGUUGCCGUCAAUAGCAAUGGUAGAAAUAGUACUAGCAAGGAUUAUCCACGCAACACUCCUACUACUUUCUCACCUCGACAAUUGCAUUACAAUUCCAAAGUUACCGGUGACGAUGAUUACAGUAUGGAAGAUGAUGAACAUCUUCGAACAUCAGUGGUCAAAUGUCUUUCAAAGUCUCUUGGUAUUAAAACGGCACCUGACAGUAACUCAUCGACAUCGAACAACAAAUUGCCUUCUUUACUUUAUAGUCAUGGAUCACCUCGAGAACCACGUCGUAAUAACUACUUUGAUUCACCUGAACAGUUACGUUCUAGGCAUGUCUAUCCAAUGGAUCUUUUCUCGCAAGCAGGUACAGUAGAUUCAAACCCAUCACCUACACUUGAUGCUCUCAACUAUCCUUACGAUGACGAAUUGGACAAUCUUUCUACUAUUUCGUCUGUACACUCUGGUACAGAUUCUCAUGGAGGUGAUCGACAUCAACACCAUUUAUCAAACUUUAUCUCACCUGAUGAAAUUAUGAUCAUGUAUUACCCAGAAGGUGCAGUAUUAGUACGUGAAAGGGAACACUUUGGAGGACUCUUUUUUGUUAUUGAUGGACUUUUGGAAGCGACAAUGACACCCACUGAAGGUGAAGAAGGAAAUACACCUAUUUUACAAAGUAACAACGAACAAUCAUCUAUUCGACCAGUACGACGAAAAUCAAAUUUGACGAAAAGGAUGUCAACCAGCAGCGGAAGUAAAUCAAAACAAAAAUUCUCAACAAUCUCUUUAUUCCCAUCUGUUGACAGCAACAAACAUCAACAACAAUUACAAAAUCGACAAAAUGAAGUAGUGGCCUCUGAAGCACCAGCAGGACGAUUACCUAGUGACAAGCAGAAAAAAUUCAACAAGAAACAAAUCAAGAAACCGGCCUUCCGUAUACAUCCUGGUGGAUUAGCAGGUUAUUUAGAUGCUUUGACUGGUCAUCCUAGUUUUGUUGAUAUUCGAGCGAAACAAAACACUUAUGUGGGCUACUUACCAAAGAAAUCUCUGGAUCGUAUUGUUGAUCGAAACCCAAAUGUGAUGAUGAAACUGGCAAAACAAUUGGUGGAUUCAUUAAGCCCUUUAUUGUUACAUAUUGAUUUAUCUUUGGAAUGGAUGCAAGUAAAUGCUGGACAAAUUAUAUGUCGUGAAGGUCAACCAAGCGAAUCUAUUUAUAUGGUUCUACAUGGACGUUUACGAACAAUCAAAGAAAAGAAGGAAGGUGGUUUGGAAAUCCUUGGUGAAUUCGGUCAUGGUGAAAGUGUUGGUGAACUGGAAGUCUUAACUGGAACUCCUACUACUUCUACACUCCAUGCUAUUCGUGACUCUGAACUUGCACGAAUGCCAAAGACAUUAUUCAAUGCUCUUGCACAACGUCAUCCUGAGGUCACUCUUCAAAUUUCACGUAUGGUUGCUUACCGCUCAUUACAAUUGGUUAUGAACAAAUCGAUUCCAGGUCAAGACAAAAAUGUAUCUUUCCAUCUACAAAACGCCAUCUCUUCAGGAACAGCAUCUUCAAGCAAGGAAAUAUCUUCGUCAGCUCCCAACACUGAGCUUUAUGGACGUAACAAUGUUAAUCUCAAGACAAUUGGUAUUUUACCUGUCAAUUCAAUGGUACCUCUGACGGAAUUCGCAGCCAAUUUGAAAAGUGCAUUGAUACAUGAUGUCGGGGCUUCUUGUAUCUUACUCAACAGUGCUACUGUGACAGCUGUUAUGGGUAAACAUGCUUUCUCAAGGAUGGGCAAACUCAAAAUAGCAUCAUGGUUGGCAGAACAAGAAGAAAAGGCAAGAAUUGUACUUUAUUUGGCGGAUAGUGGUGUCAAUUCCCAAUGGACUCGUACCUGUAUUCGACAAGCAGAUUGCAUUUUAUUGGUCGGUCUUGGUGAUGAGGAUCCAUCAGUGGGUGAAUAUGAACGAUAUAUGAUCAAUAUGAAAACGACUGCUCGAAAGGAACUGGUGUUAUUACAUCGUGAACGUUCUUGUAUACCAGGUUCAACUCAAAAUUGGCUAAAGAAUCGUCUCUGGAUUCAAGCGCAUCAUCAUAUCUUUAUGGCUAUGAAACAGCAUGCAACAUUGUCAACUGAUCGUGUUCGACCUCCAUGGUUGACAACUCAAGGUCGGAAGAUGACAGAAGGAUCCAUCAAUAUGUUGAACAAUGUGAAAGAUCAAUUGGAAAAGUAUUAUUCAGCAGUACCUACUUUUGGGCGACUUUUGGUGAUGAACAAGAAACGUGGAACAACUUUAACUAGUGUGGAUACUUUAUCAAGGAAUGAUUUUGCAAGAUUGGCACGACGGUUAUGUGGAAGAUCAGUAGCACUUGUUCUUGGUGGUGGUGGUGCACGUGGAAUCAGUCAUAUUGGUGUGAUUCAAGCAUUAGAAGAAGCUGGUAUUCCUAUUGACAUCAUUGGUGGUACAAGUAUUGGUAGUUUUGUUGGUGGACUAUACGCUCGCGAUAUGGAUCUAGUAUCAACGAUUGCACGAAGCAAGCUAUUUGCAGGUCGGGUUUCAAGUAUUUGGCGACAAGUGAUGGAUUUGACAUAUCCUGUGACGGCAUGGUUUACUGGACACGAAUUCAACCGGGCCAUUUGGAAAUGUCUUGGUGACAGUCUGGUAGAAGAUUUUUGGCUACCAUACUUUGCAGUGACGACCAACAUUACAUUUUCACGUAUGGAAGUACAUACCACGGGUUACGCAUGGCGAUACAUUCGAGCAUCAAUGUCUUUAUCUGGUUAUAUGCCUCCGAUUUGUGAUAAUGGCAAUAUGCUUGUAGAUGGGGGUUAUAUGGACAACUUACCUGUGACGGUGGCGAAGAACAUGGGUGCAGAUAUUGUGAUUGCAGUAGAUGUGGCCUCCGAUGAUGAUACAAGUCCUGUCAACUAUGGUGAUUCCAUCAGUGGCUGGUGGGCUAUAUUACACAGUUACAAUCCUUUCCGAACAUACAAUAUCCCUAGUAUUGCCGAGAUUCAAAGUCGAUUGACCUACGUCAGUAGUGUUGCUAAACUGGAAGAAGCCAAAUUGAUCAAUGGUACUCUCUACGUCAAAUUACCCGUCCAACAAUGGGGUACAUUGGAAUUCAGCAAGUUUAAUGAUAUCAAGAAUCUGGGCUAUCAAGUUGGAAAAACAGUCGUUGGCAGAUGGCUAAGUGCUGGCUAUGCUACUGGACGCUUAGCUGAAGAUGAUGAUCAAGGACGAUGGUUAGGAAAGGAAGUCAAAGGAAAACGGGGUAGAAGAAAUAGUGUCUAG
Molecule: messenger RNA, 4962 nt
Organism: Halteromyces radiatus
Lineage: Eukaryota; Fungi; Mucoromycota; Mucoromycetes; Mucorales; Cunninghamellaceae
Exons: 9
Coding region: 1-4962 (1653 amino acids)
Biological process (GO): phosphatidylcholine metabolic process
Cellular component (GO): endoplasmic reticulum
Molecular function (GO): phosphatidylcholine lysophospholipase A1 activity
Source: RefSeq, a predicted model, not a curated record